This is a messenger RNA of Trifolium pratense (red clover), 1322 nucleotides long. RefSeq names its product perakine reductase-like. Gene Ontology annotation, cellular component: cytoplasm. Bases 68 to 1090 code for a protein of 340 amino acids. The transcript is spliced from 7 exons. NCBI's taxonomy places the organism in Eukaryota, Viridiplantae, Streptophyta, Magnoliopsida, Fabales, Fabaceae. The record is from RefSeq and is a predicted model, not a curated record.
CUCUCAUAGCUAGAGAGAGAGAGAGAGAGAGAGAGAGAGAGAGAAUUAGUGUAAAGAAACAAAAAAAAUGGGAGAUGUUCCUCGAGUGAAGCUUGGAAGCCAAGGCCUAGAGGUUUCUAAGUUGGGAUUUGGUUGCUCUGGCAUCACUGGAAUGUAUUACUCUUCUAUUUCAGAAGAGGUUGCCAUCUCUUUAGUCAAAUAUGCAUUCAACAAAGGAAUCACAUUCUUUGACACAGCUGAUGUUUAUGGACUUCAUGGUGCCAAUGAAAUCAUUGUUGGAAAGGCGCUCAAGGACUUACCACGAGAUCAAAUUCAGAUAGCCACAAAGUUUGGAAUUGUGAAAAUGGAACCAAAUAAUGUCAUAGUAAAUGGGACACCUCAAUAUGUUCGAUCUUGUUGUGAAGCUAGCCUCCAACGCCUUGGGGUAGAUUACAUCGAUCUCUAUUAUCAACACCGAGUUGACACCACAGUACCCAUUGAGGACACGAUGGGAGAGGUUAAAAAGUUGGUUGAAGAGGGAAAGAUAAAGUACAUAGGAUUAUCUGAAGCUAGUCCUGACACAAUCAGGAGGGCACAUGCUGUUCAUCCUAUUACUGCUGUUCAAAUGGAAUGGUCCCUUUGGACUCGUGAAAUUGAGCAAGAUAUUGUUCCACUUUGCAGGGAACUUGGAAUUGGAAUAGUACCAUACAGUCCUCUUGGCCGUGGAUUUUUUGCGGGCAAGGCUGUCACUGAAAGCAUACCUUCAAAUAGUUUUCUUGUUUCCCAUCCAAGGUUACAAGGAGAGAAUCUUGACAAGAACAAGAUCUUAUAUUCUAGGAUAGAAAAGUUGGCAGAGAAGCAUAAAUGUACAACUUCACAACUUGCUCUUGCAUGGAUUCUUCAUCAAGGAGACUAUGUGGUACCUAUCCCUGGAACAACCAAAACAAAGAAUGUAGAUUGUAAUGUGGAUUCAUUUGAAGUGAAGCUUAGCAAAGAUGAUUUGAGGGAGAUUACAGAUUCAAUCCCAAUAUCUGAGGUGGCAGGCGAUCGGAUUACUGAUAUUUAUGUUAAGUGCUCAUGGAAGUUUGCUAAUACUCCAUCAAAAGCAUAGCUUAAUUAAUAGUACUAAUACAAGUUAUACAAUUCAGAAAUUAAAUAAGAUAUAUCUUUAUCUAGGUUUUCUCACUACAUGAUCUAAACUUAUGUAGUUGACAGUUUUCCAAUGAAUAUAGGAAAUCAUUGUCAAUGAAAUGAACUCAUGGAGCCAAAUUGCCAAUGAAAUCAUGGUGCCAUGGUCAUUGUAACAACCCAUAUUUUUAAUAAACAAUUUACUCAUAAAAAAA